This is a messenger RNA of Oxyura jamaicensis (ruddy duck), 2735 nucleotides long. RefSeq names its product MAD2L1 binding protein (gene MAD2L1BP). The record is from RefSeq and is a predicted model, not a curated record. The coding region runs from base 82 to 897 and encodes 271 amino acids. Gene Ontology annotation, cellular component: nucleus. Gene Ontology annotation, biological process: regulation of exit from mitosis. NCBI's taxonomy places the organism in Eukaryota, Metazoa, Chordata, Aves, Anseriformes, Anatidae. The transcript is spliced from 2 exons.
GGCCGGGCUCGGCGCCGCUCCCAUGGUGCCCCGCGGCGGCGGCCAUUCAAACCCGGGCCGGGAGCCACCGGCGCCUACAAAAUGGCGGCGCCGGGGGGAGCGGAGCAGCCCGGCGCGGCGGCGGCACCCGCGUCCCCGCUCCUCCCCGCCGAGCCGCCGGCCGCCACGGAGCGCGGCAGGGGGCCCCACCGCAGCGGGCCGGCGGCGGUGGUCAGCCCCUCGGUGUCCGUGGUGUUCCCGGGCGCCGUGAGCCGGGAGAGCUGCUGCCGCUUCGCCUGCGAGCUGCUGAAGCACGUCCUGUACCAGCGGCACCAGCUGCCGCUGCCCUACGAGCAGCUCGCCUUCUUCUGCCGGCGGCCGCCGCAGGUUGGGGAUGUGAUUAAAAAGCCACCCUCCAUGGAGCUGGCAAGCAAGAAAUGCCAGCAGGUGCUGAUGGAUCUGGAAGGAAUGCUCCAGCACUUGGAAGUAAUGUUUAGUUUGACUCUGGUUCCCCGCGUUCUUUUUCUACUCGGAGGCAGUGCCGUGAGUCCCAAGGAGCUUUAUGAGCUCAACUUGGAGGGGGUCUGUGUGGGCAGCGCUGAGAAGAGCCUGAAGACCACAUCCUGCGUGCGUAAGCUUUUUCACUCGCUCUUCAUAGCAGAUGUCUUCAGUGAACUUAAGGCUCUGCCUGUCAUGGGCACUACUGUUAUGCUCCAAGGACACCGCGAUUGUGGUGUUGAAUGGUUCCGGCCCAAGCUCAACUAUAAAGUACCAACCCGAGGGAGGAAACUAACUGUUAAUUUGUCCUGCGAUGGAGACAUCAGUAUAAGUGCCUCAGCUCCUUCAAGUACGACUUCUGCUUGGGAGGACUACGUAUGGUUUCAAGCACCAGUGACGCUCAAGGGCUUUCAUGAAUGACCUCUGCUCUGGAGGAUUUUAAUGGAGUAUUGAAUAACCUUUGGUGCUGCUUUAUGUGGUAAUUUUAUCAAUUCUAAUAGCACAUUCUUGUCUAUCUGGAUCUCUUCUACAGGGUACCUACUGCCUUCCUGUAGCUGGACUGCGUUCUAUGUUCAUCUCCUGAAUUGUCUUUGGAAGCAAAUACCCUUUAAGGCACAGUUGCAUACAGAUACCAUGACUCAUUAGGGACCUGACCUGAGGCACAGGAAAUGAAUUAGUGUCUUGGGAAUAAAACUUCUUAGCCACCUACUUGCUGAACUGACAAAUACUGGAUACAGUUUUCUCUCUCCUGAGUUUUACUGCAGCCGUUUGUCUGGUAAUAAUUACUUUGUUAGCUGAUUAUUUGGGAUUCUAGAUAAUGUAUGUGAUUAUUAAUAUAGUUGGCCUUUACCAUGAAGGCCGUAACUAUUUUUAUCUACCCCACUGCUGUGAAAGGAGACAUUUUCCUGCAGUCUGAUCAGGCUCGAAUACUUGCCUAUCUAUUUCACAAAAUCAGACUUCCCCAUGACUCGGUUCCAAUUUAUAACAAUCUAAGGAGUGGCACUUCUCAGCAGUUGGGAGACUUCAUACCUAGCACAGUGCCUUUUACAGGCAAUGAAAAGAGGUUAAGCAGUUCUAUGGAGGCAGGGGAACGCAUUUUCCUCCUGUUUUCUACUAACCUUUAGUCCAUCAGACCUGACAAUCAGUUUCUUAUACAAUUAAGAUCAGGAGUAAGCAAUUUCUUCUCUAGCCUUCUUCAGAGAAAGUUAGGACUCCUGCCCCCUUGUGAUAGUUUAUUCUCACUUAACAACAAAAAAAAGGCAAAAUUCUUCUUGUUUACUUUUGCCUUUCAGAUAUUUCAGAGCCUUAGACUCCAGAAGUUUCUGAAAUGUGUGGAGGAGGCAAGGGGCAUGUCAUCAAGUUCAGCACUAUCUUUAACUGUCACCUCCUGCGCUAAGUCAGAAUGUCUUACCAGGAAGCAGAACUUGAGUCCUUUCUUCUGGACUAAUGUCUAGUACAGAAUGGGACAUGGAGGGAGGGAGAGAAGCCUAUAAAGCACAGUGUGCCAAAUAUCUGCUGGAGUUGUUCUGAGUCAUCUGUGCAUGUAUUUGUAAUGUAAUGAGCUUAACAGCUCCAUCCCAUUUGAAGAAAAUCUCUAGUCUAUGGGCAGUGAGGAUGCUUGCAGUUAUCUGUUAGCAAAAGCUGCCUGAUGGGGUGAUAAGAGUCCUUUGAAAGGAGAUCAGAGGGUGAAGUAACCUUCCAUACCUGGUACCUAUUUUAAGCUUGUUUGACAUUUUGGCAUGGAGUAAGAUUGUAGGACUGGAAGGAAAUUAGUUAAAUUCAUAUUUUUGAGCUUGGAGAACACUAGGAUACAGUCUUUGCCUUACUAUCCACUGACAACUGUCAUAUAAUGUGUAGUAACUGCUAAAGCUAGCUCCAGGGGAAAAACAGCUAAAAUAAAGAAAACUGCCUUAUGUGCAGCCACACACUUGGGAAUGUAAUCACAGGUCUCUCAAAUGAAGUGUAAGUUGAACUAUUCAGUAGGAGUGUUUGAUUGCUCAGGAGAUCAAAGCCUUUCCGCACUUCCACCAAAGCUACUUGUAAUGCAUAUUUAAGAAUGCUAGCACUCAAGAAUUUAAAGAAGCUUUUGAAAAGAUGCCUUAGUUCUGAGGAACAGGGGGCAUGUUCCUUUCUGCUCUAUCCCCCACAUGAGUGCAAUGUUACUGCAUUAAACUGUUUACAUAUUCUGUUAUACUUGAACUAUGAAUGCAGCAAUGAUAUGGUGCUGGGAAUAAAAGAUGAGAAGAUGCUUUUUUACA